CUCGGAGAAGGCGCAUUUGGUGCAGUUUAUUUUGUCAACCAAAAAGGAAAAACCUAGGUGGAUUUCGAGUUAAAAGUUGAAGCAAGAGUAGGAUCCAUUGGGCUUGCUUAAAAUGGUAAUGGAUGUGCUUUUGGAAGGGAAGAAGCAGAAAAUGGUUGGACGCCACUUUUUGGAGUUGGCUGACUAAAUUUCGUGGAAACAAGAAAACCAGAUGAAAUGUUUUUAAUGAAUUCUUUAAAUGCACGAUAAAAAAGAUGUGAAUACUAUGAUAAGAGAAUAGCGUUAAUACUUUGGUCAGUUCCAGCGCACCACUGAAAGUGAUAAUAGAAAGUGAAAGAGACUUAACAUCUAUUCAACGAAAUGAGCUAUUCGGCCUCGCAUCGUUAGAAACUCGACGCAAAACAAUUGAUAGAAAGUUUGUUUCUAAGCUUUUGGCCCAGAAAGUUGACAUGGACAUCAAAAAUUUCUUUCAAAUAAGUGAAACUAACAAAACGCGAACCAAAACUAAGUUCAUCUGGAAAAAAUCCAGAACUAAAAUUAGGAGACAUUUCUUCACAAACAGAGUUUUAAGCUCAAUAGGAACCUCGCUUUAACAGAUCUGGAUCCUCAUUUUCUUUUUUUUUCAAUCUUCUCUCUUUCCUUUUUAUGUUUCUAAUCCCAUUUGCAGGUGAUAAUUAUGAAUUGUAUUUAUGCAUAAUAUUUUUUACCAUGUAUUGACGGAAUUGAUUUAUUUUAAUGUGUAUUUGAUUUAUGAGUAUUAUGUGUAUUAUUUUGUGUUUUUUCUUGGGACACGAUUCGUAUGGAAUCGUAUUAAAAUAAAUAAAUAAAAUAAUGUGGGAGUAUUCAAGAAAGGAUGCAAAAAGACUGGAUGGCUUUUUGUAGGUUGCCCACGUGAAUUCACUGAAAUGUUUUCAAUUCUUGACAAGGGAAAUUCUUUGAUGCUUCAGAAUAUACGACCAUCUAUGAGCUUCUCGGGCCAUGACUAUAUUAUAAUACUAAAUGGAACGAAUUUUCUUAUAAUUGGGAGUA
Molecule: messenger RNA, 1029 nt
Organism: Caenorhabditis elegans
Lineage: Eukaryota; Metazoa; Nematoda; Chromadorea; Rhabditida; Rhabditidae
Source: the annotation of a RefSeq genome assembly